This is a messenger RNA of Pediculus humanus corporis (human body louse), 2787 nucleotides long. RefSeq lists its product as uncharacterized. Bases 1 to 2787 code for a protein of 928 amino acids. Gene Ontology annotation, molecular function: GTPase activator activity. Gene Ontology annotation, biological process: activation of GTPase activity; regulation of autophagosome maturation. The transcript is spliced from 5 exons. Lineage: Eukaryota; Metazoa; Arthropoda; Insecta; Psocodea; Pediculidae. Gene Ontology annotation, cellular component: autophagosome. The record is from RefSeq and is a predicted model, not a curated record.
AUGUCAAAUUCGAGAGUUUAUGGUUCUAUAAGGGAGGCAGUACCUUUCGAUGAUGCACAAGAAGCUCUGGUACCUUUACUGUCAGAUUGGGAUUUAGAUGCUGCAGUGAUAAGUGCAUCUGAUCCCUACUUGGUACUUCAAGUUGAAAUAAAACCUAAUGAAGAAAAAGGAGAAAAUUGGUCUUCUGUUGAAACUACUAGUGAUGAAAUCCCUCAGAAAGAUGUUUUUGGUACAAUAGAAAUACCUAGAAAUCAAAUUACUGAAACUAAAAUUCAAAACCGUUUGCCUGGUUUAAUUAUGAAUAGAAUGGAAAAAACAUUAAAUAUAUUCCAACGUGCAUUUAAUUUAGGAGAAGAUCAAAUUUCUAGUUCUAAUGCUCAACAAUCUAGACCGCCAUUAAGUGAUGCCGAAUUUAGAAAAUAUUUAGAUUCAAUGGGAAAAAUAAAUCAAAUGAAAGAACUUAGAUUAGCAAUUUACUAUGGUGGAGUAGAACCUGGAUUAAGAAAAGUUGUUUGGAAGCAUAUCUUAAAUGUUUAUCCUAUUGGUAUGUCUGGAAAGGAAAGAAUUAAUUACAUAAAAAAUAAAUCUCGCGAAUAUGAAAUUUUAAAAGAAACUUGGCGCGAGAUGAUUCAAGAAGAACAAGUGAAUGAAGAAUUAGCUUAUGUUACAAGUAUGGUUCGAAAAGAUGUUUUAAGAACUGAUAGACAUCAUAAAUUUUAUGCCGGAAGUGAUGACAACCAAAAUAUUGCCUCUCUUUUUAACAUUUUAACAACAUAUGCUUUAAAUCAUCCAUCUGUAAGUUAUUGUCAGGGUAUGAGUGAUCUUGCGUCUCCUUUGUUAGUUACAAUGGGCGAUGAAUCUCAUGCUUAUAUAUGCUUUUGUGCUCUUAUGUCACGUGUUAAGCCAAAUUUCAUGUUAGACGGAAUUACUAUGACACUAAAAUUUCAGCAUUUGACAGAAGGAUUAAUCUAUUACGAUCCUGAUUUUUAUGCCUAUUUAAAAUUGCAUCAAGCUGAAGAUUUGUUAUUUUGUUAUCGUUGGCUUUUAUUGGAAAUGAAAAGAGAAUUCGCCUUUGAUGAUGCCUUGCACAUGUUAGAAGUACUGUGGAGUUCACUUCCAGCCACACCGCCAGAAAAGGAGCUUCCGCUUUAUGAUGUUAAAUUUACGGCGUAUAUAUCAGGACUCACACCACCGCUUUUUAGUCCUUUAUCAAAACCCCAAAGAGAAAAUCCUUAUACCAAAGUAUGUGCGUUGCGAAGACAAAGCUCAGCGUUGUCAUUAAAUUCAAGGAAAACUUUACCGAAUUCUCAGAGACAAAAUCAAAGUUUAGAUGAAACAAUAUUUGCCCGUCAAAAUCAACUUAGAAGGCAAAGAAAGGUAAAACCAUUUUCUAGUUUAGAUGAUAAUUGUGUUCAGUUACUCAACACGAUAUCGACAAGCACUUCUAGAUCAAUUUCUCCCAUGAAUGUUCAUUCUGAAUCCGAUGUGCUUAGUUUAAUGAAAAAACGCGUGAGUACUAUGAAAUUGACCACCAGAAACGGUGGCUUGUCCUCCAGUACUGGAAAUUUAGUAGAAACUAGCAAUAAAAGAAAUUUAUCCAAAAGAUUAGCGGAAGAUAAAAGUUUUAAUUCACUCUCCGAGACCGGUCAUGAUGAAAAUGAAUCAUCAAAAACAAACAAAGUGCAAAAAGGUCGAGUAGUUAAAAAUUUAAAUGAAUUUUUAAAUUUUACUACUUACAACAAAUCAAGAGUUAUUGGCAAUCGCCUUAAUCAAUCUCAAUGCAGAAGUAUUUCUGAGGGUGCUGUUAAUUUAGGACCGGAAAUCACUUUGACCAAGUCUAAAUUUGACGAGGUCGGAUCAGAUGCCGUUCAAUCUGAUAUGGAAAAUAUAUCAGAGAUUCAAACUUCAACCAGUCCGUCGUACACGUCUUCUACGAGUCCACAUACGUUUGAGAAUCACGGGAGCGAAGACAUGUCUCCUGAUGAUUUAGAUGAUUAUUAUCCUAUGACAACUUCCGUGACUAAAGAAUUAGCAUUAGAACUUCAAAAUUUAGAUAGGCAAGUAUUUGGGAAAAAAUUUGAUUCAAAAACUCAUGUACCCGCGCCAAAAAAAAGUCCGAAAAAUGAAGUUAAAACCAUGCUCGAGGCUGGCGAUCAUCAGGGUACCAAACUUGAACCGGAAGUUUUCGUUUGGGAAAAUCCUUUAAAAUGUGUUCCUACGCCAGAUGAGCAAGCAGAAUUGGAUUAUGAUGGCAGUUCACCGUCGGUGAGAGCUGCCGAAGGUCAUUUAACAAAUUCCGAAACGGAAAAACCGUUGGAAAAUAAAAGAAACGGUUGGAAUAGUUUUGAUAAGGUUGAAAGUAAUAAUCAAAAUAAACUUCCAACCACGGGUCAAGAAGCGGCCGAAGUGUCUAGCUUAUUAACGAGGGGUGCGAAUUCAAUAAAGGUUUCGGGCAUAUUAAACACUUUGAGAUCUGGAGCGAACGUGAGUCAGAUUCUCCGUUCUCCGAACAGACCUCAAUCCACUAACAUAUUGCCUAAACCCGAAGAAUUCGGCGAUGGAAAUCCAUUUUUAAUGUUUCUUUGUUUAACGUUAUUACGACAACAUAGAGAUUAUAUUAUUAGAAACGGAUUAGAUUAUAAUGAAAUGGCGAUGCAUUUUGAUAAGAUGGUACGUAAGCAUAACGUGACCAAAGUAUUAGACGAAGCGAGACAAUUGUUCGCAUCUUAUUUAAAGCAACAUUCCCUUCAAGACUUGGACAGUUCAAAACAAUUCGUCCGGACUUAA